GGGGUAGAGGAGGAGCAGGGAUAUAGGAGCAGCCAGAGGAGGCACCACGUGCGUCCAUCGCUCUCUGGCUCUGCAGCCCCUUCGCCCCGGGAGCAUCGCCCCCCAGUAUCCCGCAGACUUCUUAUUGCCAAGGCUUGGCCAAACGGAGGAGGAGGAGACAGUGAGGAAGAUGCUCCAGGACAGCCAGGCAGGCACUGAGCUGCAGACGGAGGCCAGGGAGGACAAAUCCCCACAGCACAGCCUCAUGGAAGAGACCAUUUUGAGCAGCUCCAAUGGGCAGGAAUCCUGCAGGGAGGAAAUGCCAAAGGAAUCCCCCACAAGGAGGGGCUCCAAACUCAGCCCAGGGUACUCUGAGGAGCAAAGACCCCCCCACUGCUUCAUCCAGAAAUCCACUCUGGUCGUCCAUGAGCAGCUUCAUGCUGACGAGAAGCCCUACAUGUGCUUGGAAUGUGGGAAGAGCUUCAGCCACACCUCCCAUCUCUUCAUCCACCACCAAGUACACACUGGGCAAUGGCCCUACAAGUGCUUGGAAUGUGGGAAGAACUUUAACUGCAGCUCCCUGCUCAUCCCCCAUAUGCGCCAGCACACAGGGGAACGGCCCUACAAGUGUGGGGAAUGUGGGAAGAGCUUCAGCCUGAGCUCAGUCCUAGUCCAGCACCAGAAGAUCCACUCAGGAGAACGGCCCUACAAGUGUCCCAAGUGUGGGAAGGGGUUUCAGACCAGAUCAAAUCUCCUCAGGCAUCAGCAAACACAUGUGGAGUAGAAGCCCUUCUGUUGCCCUGACUGCAGGAAGGGAUUCAAGCGAAACUCCACCCUCACCAUCCACCAGCGCAUCCACACCGGGGAGAGGCCCUACGAGUGUGGGACGAGCUUCUAUCAGAGCUCUGCCUUGACUUCACACAAAUGGACCCACCUGUAAUGGAAGCCCUGCAAGUGCCCAAGUGAAAGAAGAGCUUUGUGCACUCUCCAGCUCCAUCCCCCAUGGGAGGAUCUGUGUUGGAUGAUCCCCAGUGACCCCUGUUGGGUAGAGCCCUGGUGACCCCUAUUCUGGGUGAAUUCUUUUGAGAAGACACCUGGCUGGUGGUCUCCACAUCCUCCUGAUUCCCUGUGGUGAAGGCAGGGGCAGGAACAUCCAUCGGGACUCAGAAUGACAUCAGGAAUUCAUUGGGAAGAGUGGAUUUGUUGACUUUCAACCCCAAAAGUCUGAGUUCUUCCAUCCAAUCCUUUUUUCCUGUGGCAUCAAGCAAUGUUGGAUGGUCUUUGAGGUCUUUUCCAGCCUCAGUGGUUCCAUUAUUCUGAUUCUCUAUGGCCCACAGGUGUCUUCCACAGCUAAAUGAGAUGGAUUUCGGCAAAGACCAAGAUUUGGGGUGGAAACCCCUCCAACAAAGGCUCUUCCCUGCACUGAACCCAACCCUACAGAUACUCUCAUGAUGCUGACAAGUAACUCCUUUUUUUGAGCUUGACUUUAUUUCAUCCAUUUUUAUCCCCUACAAAAACAUGAAAUUGUCAUAAAAAUAAAUAAA
Molecule: messenger RNA, 1523 nt
Organism: Motacilla alba alba
Lineage: Eukaryota; Metazoa; Chordata; Aves; Passeriformes; Motacillidae
Product: zinc finger protein 572-like
Exons: 3
Coding region: 170-763 (197 amino acids)
Source: RefSeq, a predicted model, not a curated record